UGGAGAAACCGCAUUGAAGACACUUUCCAGCCUACGCCAAGAAUGUCUUCCUACCUCGUGACAUUCUUGGUUAGCGAGUCCUUCCAAGUCAUCGCCCAAGAUGACUCCUUCAGCCCACCGGUCAGGAUCAUUGGCAGGUCUAACACCGUUGGUCUUGGAGACCAUGCUCUUCGGCUGGCAUCCAGGAUGACUGAGUACUUCGACCAGUACUUUGGUAUACCGUACUCUACGCUUCAUCCCAAUUUGAUGAAUGACCAUAUUUCUUCUCCUGACUGGGCCUCAGCAGGCACUGAGAAUUGGGGUAUGGUGAGUUACAGAGAGAUGUACAUGAUAAUUGACUCUAAUGAAACCACAAUGGCUGUGGAGCAUUACGCAGCGACGCUCAUCUCUCAUGAGCUUGCUCACAAAUGGUUCGGUAACUUGGUUACUUGCUUUUGGUGGAGCAACACCUGGAUCAACGAAGGUUUCGCCAGCUACUUCGGUUACUACCCGACUGCACAAAUGUUCCCAGAAUACGAUCAUCACGAGCAUUUCAACAACCGCUACAUGACUGGUUCUAUGUCAUUCGACUCUGGUGUCAGUACUGUUCCCAUGAACCAUGAAGUCAACACUCCAGCCCAAGUUACUGGUCAUUUUGGUACUAUAAGUUAUUCCAAAGGAGCUGCUUUUCUCAGACAGACCGCUAAUAUUAUAACUGAUGCCACCUUCCAAAAGGCUUGUAGAUAUUUCUUGUUGAACAACGCCUUCGAACCCGCUGACCAAUACGACUUGUACAACGCAUUCGAACAAGCCAUAAAUGAAGACAACAGUCUGUCCCAGUACAGCAACUUCAACUUUACUGAUUACUAUCGCAUUUGGGUCAAUGACCCUGGCUACCCAGUUUUGAACGUGGCCGUCAAUCACUCCACUGGUGAAAUGACGCUUGUUCAGGAGCGUUUCUUCUUGAGUGCAUCAGCGAGGCCUACCGGCCACAUAUACCCGAUACCCAUUACAUAUUCCACUAGGAGCAACAGAAUAUUCCAAAAUGUGCGACCUAUCCACAUGAUGACUGGAUCCCGGGACACUCUCUGGAAAGACCCCCGUGAAGAAUGGGUUAUAUUCAACAAUAUGCAACAUGGUCACUACAGAGUUAACUAUGACGAAAAAACAUGGAGAUUAAUUUCGGACUCUUUGCUCAACGAACCAGGAACAAUACAUCAUCUGAACAGAGCUCAGAUCGUCGACGACGUGUUUGCUUUGAUGAGGUCUGGACGAAUGACUUACGAAUUAGGCUUCCACAUCUUUAGAUUUUUGCGCAACGAAGUUAACUUUCACGUGUGGGACGUCGCCAUUACUGGCUACACCUGGCUAAGGAACAGGUUGAGGCAUUUACCAAGAAACCAGGCUGAGUUUGACUCUUAUAUUAUUAGCUACAUGGAGAACGUCAUUAACUCCGUGGGUUACAACUCCGACCCUUCAGAAUCUCCUACCAUCAGCAUGAACAGAGAAACUGUCUUGCAUUUCGCUUGCAAUCUUGGCCAUAGAAGAUGUAUUCAGGAGUCUAACGCUGGCUGGCAAAGAAUGAAGAAGGGUGAAUGGAUAACCCCGUACAUCCGUCGUAGCGUCUACCUCACGGGAAUGAGGGAGGGAGACAGCUCCGAUUUCCAAUUCCUUCUGAGGCGCUACAGAGAGUCCAACUUCGCUAAUGAUAAGCUCGAGAUGCUGAGAGGUCUUGGCGGUACACGAGAUCCCCAACUAUUACAACAAUACCUGGCAUUGACGCUGACUUCUGAAGUAAGGUCUCACGACAAAGCGAACUCCUUCAACUACGCGUUGCUAGGUAACCAGGAAAAUGCCUACACAGUGCUGCAGUUCGUGAAGAGUAAUAUAAAUGCUAUUAGAGUAGCUUAUGUAGAAGAUGCACCACCGACGCCAGUAAACACAGCUCUUUCAAACCUUGCUUCUUACUUGGACGAACCAGGUUUAGCUGAGUAUGAGGAAUGGCUCCGCACAACUCAGUCGAACAGUCUCCAAUAUAACACAGUGAUAUCAGCUAUCAAUUCUGCCCGCAACAAUAUGGAAUGGGGCACGAACAUGGCCGAAACUAUUUUAGCUGCUGCGAGGGGCAGUGCUGCUGGUGUAGCUGUUUCAGCUAUGCUUUUAGCUAUAAUGGCUAUCUUUGCUAUGGUCAUGUAAUCAGUAAUGAUUCCAGAUUAAUUAAAAGCAAUAUGUCUACUUCUGCACUUUUUAUGCUAUGAGGAUUUUAGGUCAUAGCUCUCGAACAAACCAGAGUAUAAGUAUAAUUUAUGUAAUUUUGUUUUGUACAAAUAUAUUACUAUUGUAAUUAGAUUUUAAGAUUUUUAAAGUCAUUCUCGCAUUCAGGGACACAAUUUGCAAUGUUAGUGCGUUAUAUCAUUUGAGAACUUGAUGUUAUGGAUGAAAAUAUACAUUUGAUAUUAUUAAA
This is a messenger RNA of Manduca sexta (tobacco hornworm), 2443 nucleotides long. Its product is annotated as membrane alanyl aminopeptidase-like. The annotation marks the transcript as partial. Gene Ontology annotation, biological process: peptide catabolic process; proteolysis. NCBI's taxonomy places the organism in Eukaryota, Metazoa, Arthropoda, Insecta, Lepidoptera, Sphingidae. The record is from RefSeq and is a predicted model, not a curated record. The transcript is spliced from 12 exons. Gene Ontology annotation, molecular function: peptide binding; metalloaminopeptidase activity; zinc ion binding. Gene Ontology annotation, cellular component: cytoplasm.